Messenger RNA from Nematolebias whitei (Rio pearlfish), 2025 nucleotides. Its product is annotated as matrix metalloproteinase-16. Gene Ontology annotation, molecular function: zinc ion binding; metalloendopeptidase activity. The record is from RefSeq and is a predicted model, not a curated record. The coding region runs from base 94 to 1935 and encodes 613 amino acids. Gene Ontology annotation, biological process: skeletal system development; extracellular matrix organization; proteolysis. Lineage: Eukaryota; Metazoa; Chordata; Actinopteri; Cyprinodontiformes; Rivulidae. The transcript is spliced from 11 exons. Gene Ontology annotation, cellular component: extracellular matrix.
AGGCAACAGCGACGAUGGCGCUGCGUUAGGACCCGUUCGCCUUGGCUCGUCCGUCCGUUUCCCGUGCCUCCAGCUGACAGGGGGGGCUCCGCCAUGGUUUUAUCGGCGCUCCGCCGCGGAUGGGGAUGCCUUCACGGCUGCUGGAUGGGGACGUUGCUGCUGCAGCUGCUGCUGUGGAUUUUAUGCGCCGUGAACGGAGAGGAGCAGCCGUUCAGCGUGGAGACGUGGCUCCAGAGGUAUGGCUACCUCCCUCCUGCAGACCCCAGAAUGUCAGUGCUGCGUUCUGCCAGAGUCGUGCAGUCUGCUAUCGCUGCCAUGCAGCGCCGCUACGGCCUCAACAUCACGGGGAGUCUGGACACCAGCACUGUAGAUGACACCACCAUAAGGUGGAUGAAGAAGCCCAGGUGCGGGGUUCCUGACGAGUUAGGAGGAGCGUCUAAAUUCAGCGUCAGGAAAAGACGCUUCGCCCUCACAGGCCAGAAGUGGCAACAUAAACAUAUCACAUACAGCAUCAAGAACGUGACGCCCAAAGUGGGCGCCGAUGAGACCCACGAUGCCAUCCGGCGAGCCUUCGAUGUGUGGCAAAGCGUGACGCCAUUGCGCUUCGAGGCCGUGCCCUACAGCGAGUUGGAGCGGACCAAAAAAGACGUGGACAUCACUAUCAUCUUUGCUUCGGGUUUCCAUGGUGACAGCUCGCCCUUUGAUGGCGAGGGGGGUUUCCUGGCCCAUGCCUACUUUCCGGGACCGGGAAUAGGAGGCGACACACACUUUGAUUCGGACGAGCCGUGGACGCUGGGCAAUCCACACCAUGACGGUAACGAUCUGUUCCUGGUCGCCGUCCACGAGCUCGGUCAUGCGCUCGGCCUCGAACACUCCAACGAUCCCACGGCCAUCAUGGCUCCAUUCUACCAGUACAUGGACACGGACAACUUCAAACUGCCCAUGGAUGACCUUAUGGGAAUCCAGAAGAUUUAUGGGCCGCCUGAUAAGAAUCUCCAGCCUACCAAGCCUUUGCCCACGGCGCCCCUUCCUCGCUCCCAUCCUCCCUCAGACCCCCGCAAACCUGAUAGGCAGACGCGACCCCCGAGGCUCCCCCCAGGAGACAGCCCUUCCCAUCCCAACGCCAAACCAAACAUCUGCGACGGAGGCUUCAACACCCUGGCUAUACUGAGGGGAGAGAUGUUCAUAUUCAAGGACCACUGGUUCUGGCGGAUGAGGGAUAACUCUGUGGUUCCCGGAUACCCGAUGCUCAUCAGCGUGUUCUGGAGGGGCCUGCCACCCAAAAUCGAUGCGGUCUAUGAGAACAGCGAGGACAAGUUUGUCUUCUUCAAAGGAAAGCAGUUCUGGGUGUUUAAGGACACGGUGUUGCAGCCUGGAUACCCCAAGGACAUCACCCAGUUCUCCCAUGGCAUGCCUUCCCUGAGCAUCGACGCUGCCGUGUGGUGGAAGGAUGUGGCCAAGACCUAUUUAUUUAAAGGAGACAGGUACUGGCGCUACAGUGAGGAAAUGAGAACCAUGGACUACGGCUACCCAAAGCCCAUCACAGUGUGGAAGGGGGUGCCUUAUUCACCGCAGGGGGCCUUCGUCGACAAAGACAAUGGUUUUACGUACUUCUACAAGGGGAAGGAGUACUGGAAGUUCAACAACCAGCUCCUGCGGGUGGAGCCGGGCUACCCCCGCUCCAUCCUCAAAGACUUCCUGGGCUGCGAGCUGAUGCCCGUGGACCCCGGCCGCUCGCCAGCCGACGACGGCAGCUCGGACGUGGUGAUCGAGCUGGACGACGCGGCCAGCACGGUGAAGGCCAUAGCCAUCGUCAUUCCGUGCGUGCUGGCGCUGUGCCUGCUGGUGCUGGUCUACACGGUGGUGCAGUUCAAGCGGAAGGGCACGCCGCGCCACAUACUGUACUGCAAACGCUCCAUGCAGGAAUGGGUCUGAAACGGUGGACGGAAAGUGGAGACGAAUCGGGACAACAGCCCUCGCUUUUACAUAAAAAGGAGGACGGCUGACUUUGGACAGCUUUAAUAA